This is a messenger RNA of Auxenochlorella protothecoides, 651 nucleotides long. RefSeq names its product Thioredoxin domain-containing protein 9-like protein. Lineage: Eukaryota; Viridiplantae; Chlorophyta; Trebouxiophyceae; Chlorellales; Chlorellaceae. Bases 1 to 651 code for a protein of 216 amino acids. The transcript has 5 exons. The record is from RefSeq and is a predicted model, not a curated record. Gene Ontology annotation, cellular component: cytoplasm. Gene Ontology annotation, biological process: microtubule cytoskeleton organization.
AUGCAGUCUGUGAUCCAGGCUGCCGUAGAGCAGCAGGUGCUGCGAGCAGCAGAAGAGAUGGAGACAGCACUAGACGCGCAGCUUCAUGCCAUGGACAACCUAGAUCCCGAUGAUAUUGAGGCUCUUCGCCAACGCCGCGUACAAGAAAUGAAAAGGCUUCAACAAAGGAAGGCAGAGUGGGCUGCACGGGGCCAUGGAGAGGUGCAGGAAGUGGAGGAGAAGGAGUUUUUCAAGUGUGCCAGGGGAGAGGAGAGGCUGGUGGCGCAUUUCUACAGGUCCUCGGAGCCCUGCCGGGUGAUGGACAUGCACCUGGCACGGCUGGCACCCUCCCACAUGGAGACCAAGUUUGUCAGGGUUGCAGCCGAGAAAGCACCUUUCCUGACAGAUCGGUUGAAGAUAUGGAUGUUGCCCACCCUGGCCAUUGUCAAGUCGGGCAAAGCCACCGACUAUGUCGUCGGCUUCAACGAGCUGGGAGGAAGCGAUGACUUCCCCACCAGUGCACUGGAAGCCAGACUGGCAGCUGCGGGGGCGAUCUCAGAGGAUGUGCAUCACAACAAGGCAGCGGGCGUGCAGCGGGAAGGCACGGAACGCACUGUCAGGCGGGGCGGGCGACAUCGCACCGACUCGGACGAGGACUCGGACUUUGACUGA